AAAUUCCCCUAUAAAGAGUCAUCAUUUCUAGGGCCAAUCACAUUGAACAUCGCUACAUAACAUAAUAAAUAAAGAAUCUUGUUUUUCGGGUCUCCUUUUCCAAGUCUUUUUGUAGUAUAGUAGUACACAUAAUUCUUUACAAUGAUGAAUGUUUUGUGGGUUUUUGUUAUCAGCUUGUUGGGGUUCACAGCAAAAGCUUGUUCCCAACCACAACAGCAGCAGCAACAAGUGCCAUGUUUCUUCAUAUUUGGUGAUUCUUUGGUUGACAAUGGAAAUAACAAUGGUUUGCUAACAUUGGCUAGGGCUAAUUACAUGCCUUAUGGCCUUGAUUUCCCUCAGGCUGCCAAUGGGAGGUUUACUAAUGGUCGUACUUUCGUCGACAUUUUAGCUCAACUUCUGGGAUUCCAAAGCUAUAUUCCACCGUUUGCAAGGGCUCGUGGAAGGCAAUUACUUCAGGGAGCAAACUUUGCAUCUGGCGCAUCCGGAAUCCGAGAUGAAACAGGAAACAACUUGGGGGAUCACACACCAAUGAACCAACAAGUUGAGAAAUUCGGUACAACAGUGGACAUCUUGAGAAGGAUAUUCAGAGAUGACAAUGUGGCACUUGGGAAUUAUCUAAACAAAUGCAUAUUCUAUUCUGGAAUGGGAAGCAAUGACUAUCUCAACAAUUACUUCAUGACUGAUUUCUAUUCAACCAAAUCUUCUUUCACUCCCAAAGCUUAUGCAGAUUCACUCAUUCAGGACUAUACAAAGCAACUCACGGGUUUGUAUAAUUUGGGAGCCCGGAAAGUUAUAGUUACAGCGGUUGGACAAAUCGGGUGCAUACCAUAUGAGCUAGCUCGAUACGAAGGAAAUAGUAGCAAAUGCAACGAAGAAAUCAACAAUGCUAUCAGCCUUUUUAAUUCAGGCCUGAAAAAAAUGGUUGAUCGAUUCAAUAAUGGUGGACUUCCUGGUGCCAAGUUCGUCUACCUUGAUUCCUUCCAAAGCAGCAGAGAUCUAGUGCUCAAUGCAAAAGCAUAUGGUAAUUAAUUUUAUACUUUUAAUUUGAUGUAAAUAAUAAUAAUAAUUUUGUUAGAACUAUUUUUUCGCAACAGAAAGAAUUUAGCGACGUGAACUAACGAACUUUUCAAUAAUGGUAUUUCUACGAAACUGAUUAAAUCUUGCACUUGAAAUGUGAAAAUAAUUUAGGGUUUGAAGUGGUGGACAAAGGAUGCUGUGGAGUGGGAAAGAACAAUGGCCAAAUAACUUGUUUGCCUCUUCAACAACCAUGUGAUGAUCGGACAAAAUACAUCUUUUGGGAUGCUUUCCAUCCAACUGAGGUUGCAAAUAUAUUGCUUGCCAAGAAAGCCUAUAGUUCCAAGUCCAAAGCAUAUGCUUACCCGAUCAAUAUUCAACAGUUAGCCAUGCUUUAACAAAUUAGUUAUUUCUCAUGGCAAUAAUCAAUGUAUGGGAAAAGAAAUUGUUAUUUAUAUUUAUUUUUAUUUGAUUGGAGAUGAGCUAGCUAGGCUGGUGAUGAUGAGAUAUCAUCUUCAUUAUUUGUAAGGCGAUUUUAUUAUCAUUUUAAUGCUUUAAUGGAGUUACUUUAGUUUAAUAAAUAAGUGAGCGUUCAUUUUGAUUUAUCUUUGUUCUUUGUUCCCAUCUAUUAUACGGCAUGAAUUUACUUGUGACCACAAUGUUUAGG
Messenger RNA from Oldenlandia corymbosa var. corymbosa, 1681 nucleotides. The record is from the annotation of a GenBank genome assembly. NCBI's taxonomy places the organism in Eukaryota, Viridiplantae, Streptophyta, Magnoliopsida, Gentianales, Rubiaceae.